Molecule: messenger RNA, 2608 nt
Organism: Ceratina calcarata
Lineage: Eukaryota; Metazoa; Arthropoda; Insecta; Hymenoptera; Apidae
Exons: 5
Coding region: 1701-2516 (271 amino acids)
Source: RefSeq, a predicted model, not a curated record
UCCUUGUGUAAAAACCGUAUCGAUCUCCAUUCAAGAAUCUUAAAACGCGUAAAAUGUAAUUUACGUAAACGGAUUAUCAUUUAGUUGCUAGAUCUCUCGACGUGACGUUUCCCGUUGGGGAAUACCCAGCCGCGAAAGUUGAUUACCUUCUGCGCAUUUGAUCUUCGGCUACUUUGGACAAUAGAUUCGUUCCUUUCUGCAAAGAAGAGUACAUUGUGCCUGAAGCCAAGGAGUAUGUCUGCCUCCUCUAGAGUUCAAUGUCAAGACGCCACGCAUCGUCGUGUAACCUGCUUCUAACCAGGGUCGAUGAAUCACCGAAUAACGUCCCAUCUUAUUCAUUGUAUGCUUAUACAACAACGGAUUGCAGCCCGUCUUGACCCACAACACCUUUACACGAAAUGGUUUUAUCUUCUACUUAGCAAACCAUCUCCAAGUUUUUGCUCAUAGCCCAUUGGAAAUGUGCUUUCAUAGAACAGAAUUUGUGGCUCACAAAUUUGCUACGUCUGGGUAUUCCGUUUGUGCUGUUAUUAACACGUCCACUGUAAUAUUUCUCUAUAUUUAACGCGCCUCUACUGCUAACAGUGUAACCAGUUGUUCAGUUAAUUACAUCCUCGUACUCAAGAGAGUAUGCUACUUCCUUAAUGUUUUUAUUUUUUAAGUGUACUCUAACAAUAUGAUGCAAAAUACGUACUGUAUUAAAUAUUUUUUAAUAUUGUUCUCUCUAUAAAAAUUAUAUUCUAGAUUAUUCUUAAAAUCAUGACUGUGUUUGUUGCGACGCUAAAUCUUCUAAGAAUAUACGUACAAUGUAAUCACUGAACGUAUCCUACUAGAGGUAUGAGCAAUUGAAUCAUUCAUGCAAUCGGUUGGGAAUCAUUCAAUUAAUAUACGUAAUAUCGAUUAUCUUAUGAUUUAUCGUAUAAUCCUAUGAUUGCACUCUAGGAUCUACUCGACCAUUUGACAUUUCUUGGAGAUUCAAUGACGUGUGUUAAAUGUACGUGGUAUAUUCCAACAACAAUACGUAAUCAGACGAUGCAGUGAGAUUUUGAAAUUGUGUAAUGAUAGAAACGUCUUGUAAUCUUUUUUCAAAUUUAGAAAUGUGAAUAGUCAUUGAUAACGAGUGAGAACGAUGAAGAGCAGGAUUCUAUAAAGAGCAGACACAAGACAAAGCGGUUCGACGACAACAAUAAUGAAUAAAAGGCGAGAGUCCAAGCGAGCACUGGCAAGCACUCAUCGUUAAAGAGACUGAAGCCAUAAACGAAAAUGUAUGAAAAGGGAAACGCCGGAAAUCGAGGAGGUGUGCGUUAACGCAGCCGUGAAUGGAAACGGGCUGAAAAAAAGCGACGGGAAGAAUCGAACGAGUAACGUAAAAAAUGAAAACUUCGGAUGCGGUGAACCGCAGAUCGAUUGAAAGCUUGGGAAACUCGUGAAUGUUAACGAUGAAAGCACUAUCAAUAAAGCACGGUCCAACGAUCUAACGAAAAUAAUGAUGAAAACUUGAGAUGAAAAAUGAAAUCGAGUUCUGUUUCUGGAUAAUCCCAUUUCUUUUCGCGCGUACGAUUCACCACGUGAUUGUAACUCCAUUCGUCGAAGAGUAUUACGUGAGUGGACACACGACGAAUAUCAAUAAGGAGUUUAAGGUCGUUCAUACUUAUUAAAAAAGGGCGGAGUGCGGUCGCGCUCGAGUCAGAACGGUUUCAGAGAUGGCCAAGAGCAUUUUUCGUGCCGCUGCACCUCUCUUGUGUGUCGUGACAAUCGCGUGGGCAGGUGAUCGCGCUCUUCUCGGAGGGGAAGACGAACGACGAUGGAACACGCCACCGGAAUUGAUACCUGAACAAUUUAUGAAGACUAACGACGUGAAGAACGAGCGAUCCUUGACGAUUCCGAUCACCACAAGUAUUAAUGUGAACGCGGGAAGCAAUGCGCAUUCUUUAGGGUUUCAAGUUGGUCCCGAAGGCAUUAGCUAUUCUGAAAGCAAUAGCUUCAAUCGACCAUUGUCUCAAUCGAACGGAGUUUCGCAAAGCCAAUCGGUGUCAUUCUCCGCGGGAUUAACGGGGAUAGCCGGUGCUGUAUCCGAAGCUAGCAGUCAACAUCAUCCUAUAUAUGGUAAUCAAGGGAAUGCCAAUAAUCAAGCGCUCGGUUUUGGCAUCGCAGCUGCUUCUUCGUCUGGAACCGUCCAAAAUGGACAUGUGGCUACCUCCGCUGCGUCUUCUGUCGGUUCAGUACAUUCCUCGGCUUCGUCAGGCUCCUCUCAGGGUAUGAACAUCAGGUUUCCGGACCAGAGUCACAACCGUCCAAUUUGGACUAACAUUCGCCCGAAUCACAACAAUAAUGGUCACCAACCCACGCGUAUGCCGAAAUUAGACAUCGAGGUGAAACCGCACCGUGAACCAAAUCGUAAACCGAUAAUGUUAGUUGUUUCGGCACCCGGUCCAAGAUGGGAAACGAGACAACCGAAAAUUGAGAUACAUAAAUGGCAUCCUACUUACAGAAUGUAUUACGACGAUGAACAAAGAUAAAGAUGUUACAAGAAUAAAUGUAAUUUUAAUUAUUGUGAUUGUUUUUUUAUUUGAUGAUGUUCCGUGAAAUAAAGAUAGCCUGUUCAUUCAGA